Amaranthus tricolor (Joseph's coat) is the source of this 1977-nucleotide messenger RNA. Its product is annotated as methionine gamma-lyase-like. The transcript has 3 exons. The coding region runs from base 349 to 1704 and encodes 451 amino acids. Gene Ontology annotation, molecular function: pyridoxal phosphate binding; carbon-sulfur lyase activity. Gene Ontology annotation, biological process: transsulfuration. The record is from RefSeq and is a predicted model, not a curated record. Lineage: Eukaryota; Viridiplantae; Streptophyta; Magnoliopsida; Caryophyllales; Amaranthaceae. Gene Ontology annotation, cellular component: cytoplasm.
UAGGCUAGAAGUGUGGAUGCAGGAUAAAACGGCUCCUAUAGAUAACGCUAAAUGCUCCACUUUAAAUGAGGGGUGGUUGAGAUUCGAAUCAGUGACCAUAUUUAUACCAUGUCAAAGAACCAGCUCAAUCAAAAAUUCAAGUUGAUGGUUGAGGUCUGGAAUAUGUUAUAUGCUGUAAGUUUGUAACACGACCUAACUUGUAAUCCAAGAAAAAAAAAAUCUGACUUCUCUUGCCUAUUUAAGUCAAUCUUCUUCAACGAUUUAUCCUUCACACCAACACAAAACUCUCUUCAUUCCUUAAAUCUCUAAUUCAUUAAUCAUCUAAGUGUAUAGUAGAACAUAACAAUAAUGUCUUUCAAAGCUGUUUCAUUCAAACUUCCUAACGAUGAAGAAAUCACUCUUCACAACAAGAAAAACCUAUUAGCCCUAAACACAAGAGUUCCUUCCUUCAAAAAACCAUCCCCUCCUGAAGAUCCUUUGGAAGCCAUAGCUAGUAUGCGUCACGAAUUUGGCGAACAUGGCGGAAUUAACAUGUCCAUCGAAGCUUCCGCUACCUUCAUGGUAAUGGAGCCUGAAACAAUGCAACGUAUGUUCACAGGGGAACUAGGACACGAAAAAGAUUUUUACAUUUAUAGUCGUCACUAUAAUCCUACCGUCCUUAGCCUUGGCCGCCUUAUGGCAGCCAUGGAAGGGACGGAGACAGCCUACUGUACUGCCAGCGGUAUGUCUGCUAUUUCCUGUGUACUGCUCCAGUUGGUCGGAGCUGGUGGUCACGUAGUAGCGUCGCAUACCCUUUACGGUGGAACUCACGCUUUGUUAGCUGAGUUCCUGCCGCGUACUAGUGGGAUUAGUACGACAUUUGUGGAUAUUAGUGAUCAUGCAGCUGUUAAAGCUGCGAUUGUGGAGGGAAAGACGAAGGUGCUUUAUUUUGAGUCCGUAUCGAAUCCGACACUUACGGUGGCUGAUAUACCGGAGCUAUGCCGGAUUGCGCAUGAUUAUGGGGUGCUUGCGGUGGUGGAUAAUACUUUUGCGCCUAUGGUUUUGUCCCCGGCUAAACAUGGAGCUGAUGUUGUGUUGCAUAGUGUGUCUAAGUACAUAAGUGGUGCUGCUGAUAUCAUUGCAGGCGCUAUUUGUGGGUCAGCUGACCUACUAAAUUCCAUGAUGGACUUACACCAAGGAUCACUAAUGCUACUAGGCCCAACAAUGAAUGCAAAAGUGGCCUUUGAACUUUCAGAAAGAAUCCCUCAUUUAGGGCUAAGAAUGAAAGAACAUUGUAAAAGGGCCUUAGAAUUCGCCAAAAGAAUAAAAAAUUUGGGCCUAAAAGUCAUCUAUCCUGGGCUUGAAGAACACCCCCAACAUAAUCUCUUAAAGUCCAUUGGAAACCCACAAUAUGGGUUUGGUGGGAUCCUCUGUGUGGAUAUGGAGACUGAAGAACGGGCCAAUAAACUCAUGUACCAACUCCAAAACUGUACCCAAUUUGGGUUCAUGGCUGUUAGUUUGGGCUACUAUGAAACCCUAAUGUCAUGUUCUAGUAGUAGUACAAGUAGUGAAAUGAAUGAACAAGAAAAGGCUUUAGCUGGGAUUUCACCGGGCCUUAUUAGGAUGUCUAUUGGGUAUAGUGGUACACUUGAACAAAAAUGGGCCCAAUUUGAGAAGGCCUUGGCUACAUUGGAGGAUGCUGAAUUUCAUGUUCUUGACUAUUGAUUAUGGAAACUUGGCAAUUUCUUUCCCUAAAUUCUCAUUUGGGACGGUCUUAUUGUGAAAUAUUUCUUAUACAUGGGUCAAAUAAUUCAACUAAUAAAAUUUUUAGCAUAUGAACUUUUUUUUUGAAGUUGUCUCAGCAAGUCAACAAAGAGAUAAUAUCUCAUAAUAGUAGUUCAUUUCCUUCCUUUUGUUUUGCUUGAUUUGGAAUUAUUUCAUCAUUAUUGUGAUAUAAAUUUGUUUUUGUGUAUGAAUAAAUGUAUUUAUUUGUGGUUA